CGUCCGUUAAUUCUCGCCCUCCGACCCUUUUCCCAAUCGCCAUAUCUAUACAACAUGGCUGACGCUCCCCGUGGACGUGGAGGAUUUGGCUCUCGCGGUGACCGUGGUGGUGACCGUGGCCGUGGCCGUGGCCGCCGUGGACGUCGUGGUGGCGCCAAGGAGCAGGAGAAGGAAUGGCAGCCCGUCACCAAGCUCGGCCGUCUCGUCAAGGCUGGCAAGAUCACCAGCAUGGAGCAGAUCUACCUGCACUCCCUGCCCGUGAAGGAGUACCAGAUUGUGGACUUCUUCCUCCCCAAGCUCAAGGAUGAGGUCAUGAAGAUCAAACCCGUCCAGAAGCAGACCCGUGCCGGUCAGCGUACCCGCUUCAAGGCUGUCGUUGUCAUCGGUGACUCUGAGGGCCACAUUGGUCUCGGUAUCAAGACCUCCAAGGAAGUCGCUACCGCCAUCCGUGCCGCCAUCACCAUCGCUAAGCUGAGCGUUCUCCCCGUCCGUCGCGGUUACUGGGGUACCAACCUCGGUGAGCCUCACUCUCUGCCCGUUAAGCAGAGCGCCAAGUGUGGUUCCGUCUCCGUCAGACUUAUCCCCGCUCCCCGCGGUACCGGUCUCGUUGCCUCCCCCGCCGUCAAGCGUCUCCUCCAGCUUGCUGGUGUCCAGGACGCCUACACCUGCUCUUCCGGCUCCACCAAGACCCUCGAGAACACCCUCAAGGCUACUUUCCUUGCCGUCGUCAACACCUACGGCUUCCUCACCCCCAACCUCUGGAAGGAGACCAAGCUUAUCCGCAGCCCUCUUGAGGAGUUCGGUGAUGUCCUGCGCCAGGGCAAGAAGUACUAGGAUAGUGCUGUGAUGGGAUAAACUUGCAUGAUUGUUUUUUGAAUCGAACUAUUUUUCUACGGACUUCAAAAAGUUUUCUCUUUGGCUGUAGGAACGGAAUACCGCACAGAUACGACUUUUUUUUUUCGCGCCCACCUACGCUACUUAACGGUGUCAACGGAUGUAAUGAUUAUUAAAUAGGGGGAAAUUCGGGCGCUUAGCGCAAGGUCAAUUUAACCUCCAAUUUUCGCCAUUGACUCCCGGGCGAGUGAAAG
Aspergillus saccharolyticus JOP 1030-1 is the source of this 1088-nucleotide messenger RNA. Its product is annotated as 40S ribosomal protein uS5. The transcript is spliced from 3 exons. Gene Ontology annotation, cellular component: cytosolic small ribosomal subunit; ribosome. NCBI's taxonomy places the organism in Eukaryota, Fungi, Ascomycota, Eurotiomycetes, Eurotiales, Aspergillaceae. Bases 55 to 834 code for a protein of 259 amino acids. The record is from RefSeq and is a predicted model, not a curated record. Gene Ontology annotation, biological process: translation. Gene Ontology annotation, molecular function: RNA binding; structural constituent of ribosome.